CGUGUGACAGUGUUUAUUUUUUAUUCUUACUAAUUUAUAUAUUGAAAAAGUAAUAUAAAACAGAAACCAAAACGGCUUUAAUACGCAGAUUAUUUUCGGACAUUUGUACAGUAAAUCGAAAUUUAAAUAAAAUGGUUGUUCAACAUCAUGUUAAAGGAUAUGAAGAAUUUACAAAAUUAAUGGAAAAAAUUGAAAAUACCGAAGAACCAAUUCAUGUAUUGUUCAGUGGUGGAAAGGAUGAAAGCGGUAACAGCUGGUGUCCUUAUUGCGUGAGAGCUGAACCGAUUGUUGAGGAGGCAUUGAAAAGUGCUCCAGAAACUAGCCAUUUUGUUCAUGUUGAUGUUGGCGAAAGAGCAUAUUGGAAGGAUUUAAAUUGUCCGUUCCGAAAAGAUCCUCGUACACAUUUAGUAUUUCUUCCCACCCUUCUUAGAUGGAAAUCUCCACAAAGACUCGACGGGGAAAGAGUUACUAAAAAAGACUUAGUUGAAAUGUUGUUAUUGGACGAAUAAGAACACAGAAAAGUGCUUGAAGAUAAAUAAAAAAAAAUGUGUGCAUUAACACCAAAAAAUACAAUAAAUUAUAUGUGGUAUCAAGUAUAAUAUAUUGAUGUAGGUAUCUACCUAUAAUUGAUUAAACUACUGAUAAUAAUUUUUUUUAAUAUGUAAAGCAAAUAGAGUAAUAAUCGUAAUAAUUUGAAUAAAGGUGUAAUAUAUGAAA
Condylostylus longicornis is the source of this 717-nucleotide messenger RNA. Its product is annotated as thioredoxin domain-containing protein 17. Gene Ontology annotation, molecular function: protein-disulfide reductase [NAD(P)H] activity. Gene Ontology annotation, cellular component: cytosol. Lineage: Eukaryota; Metazoa; Arthropoda; Insecta; Diptera; Dolichopodidae. Bases 132 to 509 code for a protein of 125 amino acids. The record is from RefSeq and is a predicted model, not a curated record. The transcript has 3 exons.